Diachasma alloeum is the source of this 1865-nucleotide messenger RNA. Its product is annotated as monocarboxylate transporter 12. Gene Ontology annotation, biological process: monocarboxylic acid transport; transmembrane transport. NCBI's taxonomy places the organism in Eukaryota, Metazoa, Arthropoda, Insecta, Hymenoptera, Braconidae. The transcript is spliced from 9 exons. The coding region runs from base 212 to 1693 and encodes 493 amino acids. The record is from RefSeq and is a predicted model, not a curated record. Gene Ontology annotation, molecular function: monocarboxylic acid transmembrane transporter activity.
UAAUGGUGGAUUCUAAGCGAUAAGUGGGCUCGACACUCGCGAGCAAACAUUCGAUUACUCGGAUUUGUACAUCGUGAAUGACAGGAGGAUCUUUACAACCUCAAUAUUUGAUUUUUUCCCGACACUCUGUCAAGGCAGUUGGUGUGACGUGCUACCGGGGGGAUUGAUGUUGUGAGUGAGCGUGAAGUUGUGAAAUUUUUUACGUUCAACUAUGAAGAGGAGGAAGCAGGACGGAAGUGAGGACAAGCCGGAGGCCCCGGACGGUGGCUGGGGAUGGUUUGCGUGUUUGGGAAGCAGUCUGAUUACGCUCUCGUUGAGGUCCUUGGACCCUUCGUUCGGGCUUAUCUUCGAUGACCUUCUCACUGACCUCAAGAUUGAUUCAACGAAGGCUUCUGUUAUUCUCAGUGUUUUGGAUGCAUGUUGCAAUUUUUCAGGACUAUUCGUAGGACCUCUACUCACUAGAUACUCAUUCCGAACCGUCGCAGCGUUCGGCUGCACACUCUCCUGCGUUGGGUUGAUGCUCACAGCCUUCGCUAAUAGCUUCUUACAUAUUGUAAUUACCUACAGUAUUCUAACCGGCGUAGGAACUGGUUUGGCUGUCGCCGCCGCGUUUGUAGCACUUAAUUCGUAUUUUUCUAAGAAACGCGGACAAGCCGUGAGUUUUUCAUCUGCUGGAACGGCACUUGCUAUGAUGGUAGUGCCACAAGCAGCACAUUUCCUCCUCGGUCUCUACAAAUUCCGAGGAACAAUGUUAAUCAUUGGAGCGUGGUCAAUGCAUUCGAUCGUUGGUGCCUGUUUACUGAGACCGCUGAUUCCCAAAAAAUCCCCCAGAAAAACUCCAAUCAUUAAGGUACUAGACAGAGAUCACGUGGAUCCUGAAAAAAAGGCGAGCGAGGGUGAGGCAUUACUAAUCAAGCAAACAAAUCAAGUUGAUGAGAGUGAUGGGAAGCAAGAGAAUGCGACUGAACCAUUCUCCAGUGGGGACGAGGACCCGAAGAAGACUGAGAAAUUUUUGGGAAAGUUGAGGGAGGGACAUGGGUAUUUCAAAGUGUUUACCGAUUUAUUCGAUAUCGAUCUGCUGAGGAAUUACUCUUAUCUCAAUGUUAUUUUUGGAUUGAGUUUAUUUAAUAUCGCGGAAUCAAAUUUCAAGUUGAUGACACCAUUUUUCCUCAGAAAACAAGUUGGAAUGACUGAAGGAGAAGUUGCAUUCUGUCUAUCCCUGAUGGCAUUCACAGACAUCGUAGCCCGCCUGAUCCUCCCAGUAAUCUACGACAGGCUGGGCUUCAAAAAGCGUCGCCUCUUUUGGAUCAAUGCUCUUUUUGUCGCAAUGGGACGCUCCAUUCUGGCUGAAAUGUCACAGGGUAUAUUAUUAUUUGUCGUGUUAGUCAUCAAUGGCUUCAUUCGGGGUGCUGCCAUUCAGAAUCUACAGUUGUCGGUGUCUGAGACUUGCUCAUUGCAGAGUUUGCCGUAUGCUUAUGGUCUUUUCAUGGUUUCUAAGGGAACUUUCUCACUUUGUUUCAGUCCUCUUAUCGGCUACGUGAGAGAUUACAGCGGCAGCUACAGAAUCUGCCUCCACGCAAUGAGCUCCAUUAUCCUAAUCUGCUUCAUAACUUGGGGCAUUGAAUUUUUUUUGAAAGCCAUUCGUAAAAAGUCAAAUAAAGUACCUGAAGAAAUCAAAGUUCAAACCACUUGAAUACAACAAUUGAAUAUCAGAGAGUUAUUCUCAUAUGAAUGUUCACGUAUGAAAAAAUUGAAUAGAAAAAGCUGGUGGUUUCAAUCAAAAGUUGUAGUGAAUCUCUAUUGGAAAUGCAUUGGAUUUUAGGAAGGUGCGACGAUUUGAAGGUGCAAUUUGAAUAAUUAAUUAA